AACGCGCAGCUUUCGGCUGUAGACCAGCCGCUUUUUAGCGAGUAAAAGAGAAGAAAGAAAAGCGAGUGUAUGAGGGUGAAAGUGGCGGUUUAGCCGCUCGACACUGCACAAUGCGGUACAGUGAAUUUAACACCAUACCGGCUGAGCAGUGCGGAUGAGUUGAGCGGAUUCCAAAGUGUAGGCAGAGAGGAGUGAAGGUCUGAAAGAGGCCAUUUUGCCUCCGAUUCUGGGAUCUCCUGACCCGCUGAUGGAGCGGUUUUAUUGGAUUCGGCACAGAUGGCAACAGGUAGCAGUCACAGAGUCAGGACAGGGCUGGUCCCAUGCCGCAGACUCACUAGCCUUAAAAGGAGGAUUAGAUUGUCAGGAUGUCACAGGACACACGAUUUCUGGAAAGAGACGAUCUGUGGUGGCACGAUACGGCCCACACCAGGCGGAAUACCUCAGCAUCUCAAAGGGCUACCAAAGCAACGCCAUUCAUACCACUAAGUACAGCCUUUUGAGUUUCAUACCCAUGAAUCUCUUUCACCAGUUUCACAGAGCAGCAAACCUGUAUUUCCUGUUCCUGGUGUUGCUUAACUGGGUUCCGGCCGUGGAGGCCUUUCAGAAAGAGAUCACCAUGAUCCCGCUUGUAGUUGUGCUCACUGUCAUCGCCUUCAAAGAUGCCAUAGAGGACUACAGACGCUACUGCUACGACCAGAGGAUCAACAACACCCUUACACACGUGUACAGUGGGUCAGUGUGGAUUUCACCUCUUUAAACUCAGAGUUUGUGUGUGUUACAGUAGUACACCACCGACACAUUUCAAUCCAUAAUCUCGUUAAAUGUCUUAUUUCAGCAGCAUAGUUAUUUAUUUGGAGUCAGUCCACAUUUUGCAGCUAUGACAGCCUUCACUCACUGUGGGAAAGUUUUUCUAUUAGAUUUUGGUCACAUGACUGAAGGGAGUUAGCCACAAGAAUGUUAAUAAUGAGGUUGAACACUGAUGUUGGGUAAUAAAA
Trichomycterus rosablanca is the source of this 995-nucleotide messenger RNA. Its product is annotated as phospholipid-transporting ATPase VD-like. Gene Ontology annotation, cellular component: plasma membrane. The record is from RefSeq and is a predicted model, not a curated record. Bases 248 to 757 code for a protein of 169 amino acids. The transcript has 3 exons. Gene Ontology annotation, biological process: phospholipid translocation. Gene Ontology annotation, molecular function: ATPase-coupled intramembrane lipid carrier activity. NCBI's taxonomy places the organism in Eukaryota, Metazoa, Chordata, Actinopteri, Siluriformes, Trichomycteridae.